CGCGGGCCGCCGGCGAUGGCCCCGCAGCAGGGGCGGCCCGCUCUGGCCGCGCGCUGUGAGCCCCCGCCAGUCCCGCCUCGCCGGGAACGCGGGGGGCGCGGGGCGCGCGGGCCCGGGGCGCCGGGGGGCUGGGGGCGCGCGGGGGGCGCCGAAGGGCGCGGCGUCAAGUGCGUGCUGGUCGGCGACGGCGCGGUAGGCAAGACCAGCCUGGUGGUGAGCUACACCACCAACGGCUACCCCACCGAGUACAUCCCCACCGCCUUCGAUAACUUCUCGGCUGUGGUGUCAGUGGAUGGGAGGCCCGUGAGACUCCAGCUCUGUGACACUGCAGGACAGGACGAGUUUGACAAGCUGAGGCCCCUCUGCUACACCAACACAGAUGUCUUCCUACUCUGCUUCAGUGUGGUGUGUCCUGCAUCGUUCCAGAAUGUCUGUGAGAAGUGGGUACCUGAGAUCCGGUGCCACUGCCCCAAAGCCCCCAUUAUCCUGGUUGGGACACAGUCAGACCUCAGAGAGGAUGUCAAAGUACUCAUUGAGCUGGACAAAUGCAGAGAAAAGCCAGUGCCUGAGGAGGCAGCGAAGCUGUGCGCUGAGGAAAUCAAAGCCGUCUCCUAUAUUGAGUGUUCAGCCUUGACUCAGAAGAACCUCAAGGAAGUAUUUGAUGCUGCCAUUGUGGCUGGCAUCCAGCACGCAGACUUCCAGCAGCAGCCAAGGAAGUGUAAGAGCAGAGCCCCGGACAAAGUGAGGACCCUCUCCAAGUCCUGGUGGGGGAAAUACUGCUGCCUAGCAUGACACUGUGGGGCUGUACAGACAGCCACCUCUGAGGUGGUGCCAAGGGGAAUGACUGUGCGUGUGGGCAUGUGUGUGUGUUGUGUGUGUGUGUGUGUGAGAGAGAGAGAGCACAUGCACAGAAGAGCCCUCAGCUUGUGCAUUCCUCCAUCCCUUAAAUUUUCUUGCUUGUUGGAGCUUAGGGAUGAGAUUCUUAUGCCAGAUAAGAAAGUUAAAGGAAUUUUGGAGUAAGUUAAGAAUUUUUCACAACCCUGGAAAUUUAGAGCUCUAGACCUCUGGAUUAAUUUAUAUCUAAUAUGGAAAGAGCACCUCAAAGCUGGAUGUCAAGAAUGAAAUUUUGAUAUAUUAACAUGUACAGAAGGAUAGAGGGGGGAGUUGUGGUUUUGACCCUCUGGACUGAGGGCUGCUUGGUGCUUGGUGCAUUGUGUGCACAUGGCAGCCUUUGUGGAAACAGCUCAGCUUUGAAACUCCAUGCAAAACUGUACCUUUUGCUUUUUAAGAGCAAAGUCUGAGAAAACAGAACUGCCUACAGAACCUCAAACCCAUCCUUUUGUCACCGACUAAUACUCAAUUGCUUGAGUUUUAAAACAACCAAAAAUAAACCAUCCUACUGACUCCUGGUACCAGGUAGACCAAAAAGGAAGUUUGUUUGAAAUUGGGAAUUUUUUUCAUCCUGAAACCAGUUGUGCCCACACCAUAUGAAAAGAGCCAAAAUGCCCUGCUGAAGGCCCUGGUGCCACAGCUGUCCUACUGUCUUUAGGGAUGACUCCGAUUAAGAUCAGAGCAUGGUGUUUGUUCUCGGGACUAACUUGUCCCUAGGCUGUCUGGUCCUGGUGAUGGGACAGAGGGAGCUCCUGCCUGGUGUCUUAAGCUAUACCCUGUUGCCCAUCUACAGGAUGGUGAUUGCAGUGAGAGGUACAGCAGAUGCUGUGGGACACUGGCACCUUUUCCUUUGAGUCAGGCAAAAUGUCCUCUGUGUGCAUGGAGAUGAACACACGCGUAGGUGCGUGGUAUCUGCUGCUGCUUCAGACUUUUGAAUGGUUAAUGGGGAGAGAGGCCACAAAGCCUGUCAGAAUGGUUUAGCUUCCUCUUCUUAUCACCACUUCUUUGAACAGACAUCUUUUUUUUUUUUUUGGUACCAGGGAUCCGAACUCAGGGCCUUGCACUUUCAAGGCAGGCGUGGUGCCGCUGAGCGAAAUCCCCAGCCCUGAACAGUCAUCUUUUUGAUUAUACAUUAGCUAUGACUUUAGCAUAUCUUAAUUUGCACAUUUUUGAGACCAACCAUUUUAAAACCAGUAAAACAAACACAUCUAGAGACCUGUUAAGACAGUUCACUCCCCAGUGGCUCCCAGAGGCCUGCAGCAGAGACAGCACUGGGUCAGGGCCAGGUGUGGCCACCAGGAGGACGUUGGGCCAGGGCUCCACCCAGGUGCUUCAUUUCUGUAGGACAGUCGAAAAGCCAUACUCUUGGCACCCUUAGGGUGGUGAUCUGAAGACAGUCCUGAUGAGAAUCCUCUCAGAUGGGAUGGGUCUGCUUCUGAGGCCCCAGUGGCUGGACACUGAAUCAUAGCAUUAGGCUUGCCCUGGGUGAAGCAGUCACCAAAGUCACUUCAGUAAUUAGCUGGGAACAUCUCCAUGAAGCCAGUGGCUAACAGAGUUUUCAUCUCUGUAUGUUUUGUGUUAUCUUUUAUAUAUUUCUAAAAAUCUAAUUUGUAUUUUUCUAUAGAAAAACAGUAAAAGAUCGGGCCAUACUUAGGGGCUUCUUUUCCUGUUAGUAAAUAAAAUUAAAGAAUUUGUUUGACAAAAGUUAAUCUUUAAGCCACUAAAAUACGUAGACUGUUUACUAUUGAUUUUUCUACACAUUGAAAUUGGUAUCAGUCAUAGUUUCCUGAAGUGUUUAGUUAAACCUGAAUGAAAAAAAUUGCUUCCAUUGUGAAAAUGCUUGUAACAGACCUACUUCCUGUAGCCAUCUAGUUACGCCUGGCUUUCCUCUCUGGACAGCAGGUUGCUAAAUGAGGCCCUGUCAGCCCUGUGUGCAGAAUGGGGAGGGACCAGUUAACUGAAAAGUCAUUUCAUGUGUUAUAUUAAAAUGUACAAAGGCAAAUGAGUUUUUAACAUAGAACACAAACUUAAAGGAGUCUGCACCAUGACUGUCUGGGCUGUGCCCUCUACCUCGGGAUGUAAUGGGAGGCUGUAAGCCCCAUUCUGAAACUUCACUAGAAAAUUUGAGUCUCACGUCUAGUUGGAUGACAUUUAAGCGCCACAGUUUUUAAUUACUGUAUGUUGCUGCAUUUAUUGAAUAAUGAGGUAACGAUUGUAUGUGAAGUUUCCUCCAUUUUUCUUCUUGAAAAAUAGAGAUAUAGGCUGAGAAAAAUUUAAAGAUAUGUGUUUGAAUUAAGUAUGAAGGUGACUCACUUCAAAGCUGAAAUGGUUAAAUGUGCAGCUUGGUUUGCAGAGGGCUUUAGGCUUAAGUCCUACAGUCCGGGCUGAUACCAUGAUGUAGAAACACUGAACUGGGCUGCAAACUGUCCUCCUACUACAUGUGAACAAAUGGAUGUUUCGCAACCUCCAUUCUCUGCUUGGCCGACUUACCAGCCCAGGAAUCUGCCCAGGAAUCUCACAAGCCGAAGUAGGAGCAGGGCUCCUCUCUAGCCUGCCACAACCUGGUGCCUUACAAAGUCGUGUCUUUUGUGUCCACGUGUGAAUGACGCUGGGCAGAAUCCUGUACUUGAAAAUGCUGUAAAUGGGGUGGUAUGAAAUAAAUUCUCACCUGUGGAUACUAA
Heterocephalus glaber (naked mole-rat) is the source of this 3572-nucleotide messenger RNA. It is a transcript of the gene Rhou, whose product is annotated as ras homolog family member U. Gene Ontology annotation, molecular function: GTP binding; GTPase activity. NCBI's taxonomy places the organism in Eukaryota, Metazoa, Chordata, Mammalia, Rodentia, Bathyergidae. The record is from RefSeq and is a predicted model, not a curated record. Gene Ontology annotation, biological process: small GTPase-mediated signal transduction.